AUGUUUGAUUAAUAAAUUAAAUCUCUCCAGUGUGCGGCAAUAGAAACAUAAGCCUAUUAUGAUAUUUAUUGGUAAGUACCUUCAAAGUAAGCAGCUGCAUAUAAUAUGCUUCUCGAUAAAUUCAAUCAUACUAAAAUAAAAAUUGAGGUUGAUUACAAUUAGAUUCAAUUGCAUCCAUAAAUAAUGGAAAUAAUAAACUAUUACAAUCAUAUUCAAACAUCUUAAAUACCAUUAAUUAAAGCAACACCAGAUAUUGUAAUUUUAGGUCCACCUUCAUCAGAUCCUAAUUAACACUACAAUAGAUCUAUUUAGAAAAUAUGUUCUCAAUUAUUAAAUGAGAAUCUCUUAGAUGAUUUAAGUAAUUUCACAAUUGAAAAGUAAAUAUUCUAGAAUCUCAAUAACUUAAUUCAUUGUCAAGGUUUAAAUACUGUAAUCUUAUAACCAUGUACAAUACCUGUGCUUAGUAAUUAUCCUCUAUGGUUUAGUUAAGGUUUAAUUAAAACACUCGAAGCUUAUUAAGUAGGAUACCUAGAACUUGAAGAAAUCGAUUAUCUCACAGAAAUUCAGAUUAAAUUCAUUCACUCAAGCUUAAAUUACAUAGAUUCUUAGUUAAAAUAAAAAAAUAGCAUUAGAAGUAAAAAUGAACCAAAUACAUUGUCACCAUAUAAAGGGUCUAAUAUUCAUCAAUCUGAAAUUGAUAAUUAGUAAUCCAAACAUAGAACCAAAAGUAUACUUGUUUCAAAUUGGUUUCAUUUUAAGACUUAUUCAAAUCUCAGACCCAGAGACACUCUAAGUUAAAUUAAGAGACAUAAAGCAGUAUCAAGUUCAUAAGUAGAUUUGCACACUCCAUUUAGUCCUUACAAGUAAAGUCCCUUUAAUUUAAAGGCUAACAUAAAGCCCAGAUGGUUUGAGCAUAUUUAUUAAAAAUGAUACUAAAUUAAAUUAGAAAAUAUUUCUCUAAAGUUGCUUAGGAAGCCUUAAAUCUAAGACAUAAGCAUAUUAAUGAACAAUUUUAACAAUAUAAAUCAAAUCCUAAAAUUUUGAAUCCAAGAAAAGGAGAGAAUGUCCAACCUGAUUAAUUAAAGAAAAUGAAAUAAGAAGCUAUGCAAGAAAUUGAAAAAUUCUAAAAGAAUUACUUAUUUGAUAUUAAUUUUAACACUAAAGGGUUGGUCAAACUAUUAGGCUAAGUUAGCUAUGUGUAUGAUAAUCAUGAUCUAAUCUAAUCUCCUUAAUUUUAAGAAAUAUUAAAAAGUUCCAAAGAAAAUUUAUAUCAAUUUUAAAACAUAAGGGAAUUAGCUUUGUUAUUGAAUUUCUGCUUCAAACAUUAAUUAGGAGAUGAAAAUCUAUGGUUUGCUGCUUAUUAACAUCUACUCAAUACUUAAUCUUAAAUAUAAGUAGAAGAUUUACUUUUAAUUUUGGAAUCAAUAAAUGAGACUAAUUUAGAAUAUCUAAAACCACUGUUUAAAUAAUUCGAAAAUGCUAUCUUAGAAGAAGUAUAAAGAAAUAAUCACAAAGUUACUAUCAAAGCACUCCAAAUUUAUCGUAAAUUUUAACCAGAUAAUAACAAUUUCUUCUAUUCUAUUAAAAAAUAAAUUAUUGAUUCACUACCUUAAACUAAUACUGAUUCAGUUUUGAAUUAUCUUAGAUAUUAUGGUUUAGGCAAUGAACCUAUAGAAGAUAGAUAAGAAAUACUUAAUGCUAUAAUGAUUCAUCUUUAUAAAAUGUAAAAAUUUUUAAAUAAAAAAUAAUUACUUUAAGUAUAUUAUACAUAUGUAAGAACAUAAUUAGGAUCUGACAUAUUAUAUCGUUUAAUUGAAGAUAGGGUUGCAAUAUUAAUAGAUGAAUUUUAAUUAAAUGAAAUUGAACAAUUAUUAAUUAUUGCUGCUAAUCAAAAGAACAAUAUUAUUUUUAAAUAUGCUGAAAGAUUACUCAAAUAAAGAUUAUUAGAUUGUAAUCCUGCUGAUCUUGUAUAAAUUGCUGUUCUUUUUAUUGAAAAUAAUUAAGGAACACCUGAAUUUAUUGAUUCUUUAGAAUAACAUCUAAUUUAAGCCAUUUAUACAACUGAUGAUAUAACAGAAUUACUUUGGGCCUUAGUCUAAAAAUAAUACAAUUCUAAAUGGAUGGAAAAAAUAGCUGAUGCUUGUAAAGAACGAGUACCAAAUUUAUCAGUUAAAUAACUUACAUCAAUUGUGUGGAUGACAAGUGAUUAUUUUAAGAGAUUAAAAAAUAAAGAAAAGUAAUAAUCUAAAUAUAUUGAUUUAUAUGAACUUAUAGAAAAACAUUUAAUAUAAUAUUUCGAAGAAGGAGAAGUUAUAAAUAGAGAUGUAGCACUUGUUAUGAAUGCAUAUAUAAGAAAUAUUCCAAUAUCUCAAGAUUUAGUAGAUUUAAUGGAAAUAUAUAUUCUUAAUUCAACAGAGGAAGAACUUUAAGAAUUAGAUGGUUGGAGUGUCUCCCAAAUCAUAUGGGGAUUUAGUUAAAUUGAAUGUAAAUAUUUACCUUAAUAUUUAGAGUACUAGAAUUUAAAAGAAUUCUUAAAUUUUAUGAUUAAAGUCACUAUUGAAUGUAUUGGUGAAAUGAAAAUUGAUGAACUUUUUACAGUUCUGAGAGUGUAUAUAAAUGAGAAAUAAGAAACAGAAGAAAUGAUCAAAGAAGCUAUAGAAAAAACUAAUUUUUGGAUGGAUUAAUUAGACCUUAAUUAAGUAUAUUUAGGAAUUCAUAUUUUUACAAAUACUUCAUUUUCAAAGUAAAUUUAAUUUAUUAAAUUGUUAGUCUUUAAGGAAUCAAUGAAUUAAUUAAAAAACUAUUAGAUAGGUUAGAGUUCUUAAAGUCUAUAAAACCAUAAAUAGAUCCAAAUGAGGAUGAAGAAAUAGACCAUGAUAAAGAAUAAAAAUUAAGACUAGAAGUAGAAAAAUAUAAAUAUUCUUGAU
Molecule: messenger RNA, 2927 nt
Organism: Paramecium pentaurelia
Lineage: Eukaryota; Ciliophora; Oligohymenophorea; Peniculida; Parameciidae
Source: the annotation of a GenBank genome assembly